AAAAAUAAGAUUUCCAUAUCGGUCCAUAAGAUAAACCACACCUUAAAUUUUGAAUAGAAAGACGCACGAGUUUUAUGAUCAAUAUUUUUUUUAAAGAAGCGGACAGACACAGUCUACAUCUUAGAUUAUUCCUUAAUCUCCACUUCUCUAAUAAGAAGAAUGGCAAGCUGAGCUGAGACCAAUUCUCCUAUCCAGUUGAUUCUAGAAGAUCUAUAUUUCACAAAAUCCCAGUGUAUACAUUAAACAAAUAAUAUAAAUAAUGUGAGAUAUGAGUGCUUUACAAGACUUUAUUUGAGGGCCGAACUUAAAGGGACUGCUUCACGUUUUUUGAUCUUUUUUUUUUCGCUUAAAUAUAACCCAUUUAAAAUUGACAACUAAAAUUUGGACCUUCCUAAUGCAAGGCUAAUCAAUAUUCUAGCCUUAAAACUCUGUUAUGUGAACAUGUUUAUGUCUACAAACAAACUAGUGAAAUGUUUAUUUUGCAAUUUAAAGCAUCCAGAUUUUGCAUAAACACAAGUUAAAAAUUCAAAUAGCAUAGGCCUAUUUUACCUAAAGAAUACUUGAAAUGUACAUCAAAAACUUAGAUUGAUAACCACUUUUGUAAACAACAAACUCUCUGAAAUGAGCUUCUGUCAGAAUGUAUAAACUUCAGCUUUUGUUAGACCUUUCAAACACAUUAGCCUGUAGAUUUUGAUAGGUAAAAGUGAAAAACAAUCGUUUAAAAAAGGCACUGAAAAGUGAGCGGAAACAUAACAGUACGAGUUAUUUGAGAAGGGUCAAGGACGUAGGCAAUCUCUACCCAGAGUUAUCGUUCCUUACAGUGAGAGCAAGGAACGACAACUUUGGGACGUAGAGGGAAAAUCCUCUAGACUUUAGAUCUAACGAAUGGAAAGACUCUGAUGAUUCCGAAUGCAAAGUGUAAACAUGGCAGGGAAUGAGAAAAAAGAUAUUGAACUUACUUUUGAAAUAGCUGGAAAUGAAGACUCGCAAGUGUCUGAUGAACCACUAACUUAUAUCAUUGAAACUAUUGGCAGCAGCAGCAGCAACGAAGUCAAUAUGGAAACCAAUGACUCGCAUUCGGAGAAUGUACAGUUUGUAGAAGUACCAGCUGACCAACUAGCUAACUUAGGACUGCUCGCAACAAUAUCAUCUGACCAAUCUAGAGAUGACUCUAAUCAAAUUAUUCAGUUGACCGCAGCUGAUGAUCUACAGAACAUCAGUAUAGCUACAGAACCAGGAACCUCUGGAUUUCAGUUAGUGCAGGGUGGAGGUGAAAGUGAUUUCGUUAUGCCGGGAAUAGAACCAACUCUGCAAUACUUGACAGGAAAGAUAAGUUUUGCAGAGUUCAGUCAGCUGAUGGAAUCUGGAGAACCUGAUGCUACUGUUGAACUAGAUAAUGUUAUACAGACAAUAGAAGUAACAGAUGUUGUGACAGAUGUAAAAAUGCCUGAAGAGGAUGCACAGGAGGAGGAGGAGGAGCCAGAGGACAGCACCAGCCAAUCAGAGGACACCGAUAGCUUAUCUCCUAAAAAGAAAACCCGUACAUGGACAGGCUUUCUGUUUCAGAAAUAUAAUGAUUUACCCAUACAUCUCGAGGGUAUGAUGGGAGAAGCUAAUCUCAAAUUUGCAAAAGGAGAUCAUGAGGAAGCCAUUUCAAUUUGCAUGGAAAUCAUCAGAAUGGCUCCUGAGGCAUACAUGCCUUUCCAGACCCUGGGCAUGAUUUAUGAAGACCAAGGGGAUCUCAAGAAAUCUCUUCAGUAUAGUUUAAUUGCGGCCUACUUGAACCCGGUGGACCGUGACGGCUGGAUUAGACUGGCUGAGCUGAGUCUGGAGCUGCAGGACAAACAGCAGGCCAUCAUCUGUUAUUCUAAAGCAAUCCGAGCGGAUCCUCAGAAUCCCAGUAAUCUUGACAUAUUCUGGAACAGAAGUCAUUUGUAUGAGGAGUUAGGGGAGAAGAAAAGAGCCCUAGAGGGAUACAAAGCCAUGAUGAAAAUUGCACCCCCGAAGGAUGGAGAUCGGUAUAUGGAACUCGCUAGGACAAUUACAAAGCAUUAUUAUGAGGAGGAUGAUAAAGUGUCUGCCAUGGAAACCAUGAAGAAUGCUUUUGAAUCCAAUUCUGAAAAUGUUACUGCAGAAGAUGUGAAUUUAAUUAUGGAACUCUUGAUGACUCAGAAAAUGUUUCUACAAGCUAUAGAGGUGCUUGUAAACCACUGUGGAGUGGUGUUUAAUUUGAACAUCAACAGAGAAUGGAGCAAGGACGUAGCCUUAAACACCUCACUGAUAGAGAAUGGAGCCGUGAAAAUCGUUUCUGUUGCUAUCCCAGAACUGCUCCCUAUUGACCUAAGAGUCAAACUUGGAAUAUGUUUGAUACAGAAUAAAUUAAAUGGCAUAGCACAGGUUGUUGUGACACCGCUGUUUAACGAAGAUAUGGAGGAAGUUGGAGAUUUAUAUUUAGAUGUAGCUGAGGCCUAUAUGGAUCAAGAAUAUUUUGCAGAAGCUAAAUCAAUUCUCCAGCAAUUAGUGCACUCUGAAAAUUUUAAUCUGGCUGCGGUGUGGUUGCGACUUGCGGAGUGCCUGAACUCCCUAGGAGAGUUAGAGGGAGCAGUGGAUGCUUAUAGUAAGGUUGUGGAAAUGGCACCCUCUCACAUCGGGGCUAGAAUGUCCCUGUCUACACUGCAGCAACACCUUGGGAAGCAUGAGGAAGCAUUAAAAGUGUUGCAGAGAGAUGAGUCUGAUGGUUUAUUAACCAAACAGGAGAAAUCUCUGUUGAUGCACAAGUGUAUGUUGCUUCACGCCCAGGGAAAAUUUGAUGAGUUCCAAGAUACCUGUAAAUCAUUGCUGUUCAACAUGUUCAAGAAUUUGAAUGACCCAGACUUCAUCAAAGCUGUGUAUUGCUGUAGAUCAUAUAAAACCAGGCGAGAACUUCUUCAGGAGCAUUUCAAACAAGGCUAUAAAGAGAGCACAAAAUCUGAGAUUCCUGUUGAUGAUUUGUGGGAUUUAUUUGUAAAGCUGUGUGAGAUGCUGUUAAACAAUAAGAAGUAUGAAGACCUGCUGCAAGUCACAGCCCUAGGAAUGUCUUGCCCGUAUUUCAUGUUAGAGCCAAGGAAAUUAAAGCAAACAGAGUUCAUGUGUUUGAUAGCAUGUCUCCUGACCAAGAACGAAUCCUUUGCCUUCAGUCAUGUUAGAGAAAUUUGCAUAAAGGAAGGAAACAAGAAUCAAGUAUGGAAUUUACUGAAUCAAGUUUUACUGAUUGCAACAGAAAACAGACACAAUCGGUUUUACCUGCGAUAUCUACUGAAUAAUCCCGACCACGUACCAGUUGAAUUGAUAAAUGGCCACAAUGCAGCAUUAUCAGGAACUUACAAGUAUGCUCUUGGAGAAUAUGUGGCUGUACUAAGACACUGUCCUGAGGACCCCCUUGUCAACCUCUGUAUAGGACUGACAUUUAUUCACUUGGCAGGCCAGAAGUUUUCUUCCAAGAAGCAUUCUCUUUUCUGUCAGGGUCUUACUUUUUUGAACAACUACACCGAACUGAGAGGUGAAUGCCAGGAAACAUACUACAACAUGGGCAGAGCUUUACAUCAGCUAGGAUUGACUUAUGCAGCUGUCCACUACUACAAAAAAGGUCUGUCAUACCCACCUGUGGUAGAGGAUGAGGAGAACCGGUUUGAUCUAACUCGACAGCUGGCUUAUAACCUGAUGCUGAUCUACAAAAACAGCGGGUCAGACGCCCUGGCCAGGCAAAUUAUGCACCAAUACCUGGUUAUCUGAGAAAAUUCAUCAGAAGGGGCAAUGGUACUAUCAGAUUCACAGCACAAGAACAGAAGUCGGUGCAUAGAAGUCUAAGAGGAUGUCGCAUGUCAUGAAAUCAACAUUUCUUCAAAGAACUUCAAUCUCAGACACACACUUUGAAAAUGAAAGGAAGAAUGCUGCUGAUGUUUUGUGCAAACUUCAACUCCUAAAAAUGGAAAAGGCAUAACACCAGUGAAGUCAAAUUCAGAUUUGAUUUCCAGAGACCUUGACUGUAGGCUUAAUGUGAAACAACCUUGACCUACAUAUUAGUGUGAUCCUUUUUCCAACAAAGGUCAAAGAUCUCUCAACUGGUCAAGAAUCAAGAUACAUGAUUGGUUGAUUUUUUAUACUGUUUUGGCAAUAUUUCAGCCAUUUUACAGUGGUUUCAAGAUACAUGUAUAUAGGCCUAAUGUGUUAUAUCUGUGAGGCUUUGGAAACCCAGAUGUCGUCUGUCAGUGUCGAAUGCAGAAUGAUGAGUGAAUGUAAAACCCAGAUGUCGUCUGUCAGUGUCGAAUGCAGAAUGAUGAGUGAAUGUAAAACCCAGAUGUCGUCUGUCAGUGUCGAAUGCAGAAUGAUGAGUGAAUGUAUUUCAGUUGUUAAAGAGUUAUCACUAGAAAUAAAUUGGUGAGCUAUACAAG
This is a messenger RNA of Ostrea edulis (European flat oyster), 4430 nucleotides long. RefSeq names its product general transcription factor 3C polypeptide 3-like. Lineage: Eukaryota; Metazoa; Mollusca; Bivalvia; Ostreida; Ostreidae. Gene Ontology annotation, molecular function: protein binding. The coding region runs from base 910 to 3771 and encodes 953 amino acids. Gene Ontology annotation, cellular component: transcription factor TFIIIC complex. The record is from RefSeq and is a predicted model, not a curated record. The transcript is spliced from 26 exons. Gene Ontology annotation, biological process: transcription by RNA polymerase III.